UAUCUCACCUAAACCUCCCCCAGUCCAAUUAUCACACAUUUUUAUUUCUCAGUAUUAUUUAUUCUUCCAAACCCUGCGCCCCGAGCAGUGCUGCAGGAACACCACGGCUUGCAUCCUGUAAGAUGUCAGAUACAGAUGAGCAGCAUGCAGCCUGUGAGAAAGGCACCUUGGCGUUUGAGCUGGUGCUCCAGCACAGACAUGUUGGAACUGCUACUUUCUUCUAUCAUGAAUCCCGAUGUCAGGCUCUGUAUUCGUGGUUUUGUACAUCUCUUACCUUAGAAAGUGAUUCCUGGGGUAUAGCAGCACCUGUGAGAAUCUCCCCGCCCCCAAAGAUUGCCAGUGCCCCACUAGUUUCAUUUUAGAACAUCAGAUCUUCUGUAAUUUCAGCCUCUCAGAAAUCCAGAAUCAAAAAACCCAACCCAACAAAACACAGAUGCCUUCAUAAAUGUUAAUGGCAUUUUCCGUUCAGUCUCCAAAAGAGAGUUUGAUUUUGCUUUUAGAAUAAUAUUGCCCUCCUGUGGUCAAAUAACAGUAACUCCGCAAACUAUUGCCAAAGGUCUGCGUGCUCGUCCUUCAAACAGGCUGAAUUAUUUUAUGUGCAGAUACGAUUUAGUGAAACAAAAGCCUUUUCUCGGAUUACUAGCUCUUAGUGUUCACCGUUACAGGUUUAGCCAUCUAACCUGAUUCACCCCUUCAUGCUGUGGUGGGAUCGGCUCAUCGGAAUGAUUCACCGAUGUUACUUUGAUACGGAGACAGGAUUUUCACACUGGAGUCUGGGGACUCUCAACACAAGACACCUUUGUUACUUCUGAGGUCUCGAGGUCAGCUGCCCGAUUGCAGAUACCACCGUAACCUGCACAAUACAGACAGACCUGUGCUUGCUCCGAUGGGUGCUCGUGAAUUUUAGAGAGAUGCUUCUGGAAACAACACUGCUCAGCUCCAGUAGGAGAGGAUUGCUUCUAAACAACUCACGCCUGCUGUGUCGUGUCUGGAGUCGGAGCUGAGCGGAGCCGCCGGCAGGGCACGUGUGACAGGAGCCGCAGUUGCAGUGCUGCGAGAGUACGAGGACAAAGAGACCUCUGGACUCCUGAGCUCUCCCAGAAGAAGACAGCCACUGGCCUUGCACUGAAACACAUCCAUUUACUAGAGGGAGGAUUAACUCUCUCAGGUUGGAGGGUGCCAGUGGCUCCAGCUCUUGAGGCCUUGCCAGUGUUGGCAGAACGUGUCCAAGCCCACCCCACCGAGCCGAUUGACUCAGCCUGGCCACCCUGUGCAGCAUGUCCCUCCGCGAGCACGCACUGUCCCUCUUCCGCAGUGCAGUGGGCACUGUCCGGCCAGCUUCAAUGCUGAAGAGGGCUUUGAAGCUCCAGGAAGAUGGGUGCCCUCAGCUGCUGGUGGAGGGCAGGGCCUUCCCAGUGAAGAGGAACCUGUACCUGGUAGGUUUUGGCAAAGCUGUGCUGGGGAUGGCCGCGGCAGCAGAAGAGAUCCUGGGAGACCACCUCGUUCAGGGGAUCAUCAAUGUGCCACUGGGCAUCCAGGAGAGCCUGCAGCGAGCAGGAAUGAAGGAGAUGCUGCUGAAGCCACACAGCAAAAUCCAGGUCAUCGAAGGUGCAAAGAACAACCUCCCGGAUGCAGAGGCUCUGAAGGGAGCAGUUGCCAUCCAGGAACUGGCAGAGGGUCUGACUGCAGAUGACCUGCUCCUUGUGCUCAUCUCAGGAGGUGGAUCAGCCCUACUGCCUGCUCCCAUUCCUCCCAUCCUCCUCAAAGAGAAGGAGAAACUCACAAAGAUGCUGGCUUCCCAAGGAGCUGCCAUACAGGAGCUGAACAUUGUCCGGAAGACUCUGUCCUUGCUGAAGGGUGGAGGGCUGGCCCAACUCUCAUAUCCUGCACAGGUAGUGAGCCUCAUCCUUUCUGAUGUGAUUGGUGACCCCCUGGACAUCAUAGCGAGCGGCCCCACUGCUGCCAGCACCCACACUGUCCAAGACUGCCUUCAGAUACUCACCAAAUACAACCUGCUGUGCAAUCUGCCCAAGUCAGUGGAAACAGUCCUGUCCAGCUCUCCCACCAAGCCCACUGCUCCAGAAGACUUCUCCCACGUUUGCAACAUCGUCAUCGGCUCAAACAGCCUGGCUCUAGACAAGGCCAAACGCCAAGCUGAGGGCCUGGGCUACACCACGCUGGUUCUGAGCGCGGCAAUCUGCGGGGACGUUGGCCGUGUUGCCACGCUGUACUGCCAGCUCAUCCGGCUGCUCUGCCUGGGCUUUGCUGGCCUUGGAGAAGGGCCCCAGAGUGACGAGGUGAGGCAGAAUCUCCUGCAGCUGGUGGCAGAGCUACAGAUCCCAGGUUUGGACCUUGCCGAAUUUCUACAGGCCCUGCGAGGAUUAGCGUCUAAAACACCAGUGUGCAUCCUGGCCGGCGGAGAAACCACAGUCCAGCUCCAAGGAACUGGUAAGGGAGGGAGGAACCAGGAGCUGGUCCUGCAUGUGGGGCUGCAGCUGCACAGGGCACAGGCCAUGCAAGCCAGCAGCUCCCCAGGGAGGUGUGAGAUCAUCUUCCUCAGCGCUGGAACAGACGGGCAGGAUGGGCCGACGGAGGCAGCAGGAGCCUUCUGCAGCCCAGAGCUGGUGACUGAGGCACUGCAGGAGGGCCUUGAUGUGGAGGCUUUCCUCAGCAACAACGACUCCUAUACCUUCUUCAGCCAGUUCCAACGUGGGCGUCACCUCCUGGUGACAGGCUUGACAGGCACCAAUGUCAUGGACAUCCAGGCCAUUUUAAUUAGAGCCACGGAGAGAUCCUAAGAGCUCCCUCUGCAGAUAUCCAGAUGCAUUUAAUUAGGACCAGGGGUAAAGGAAGGCAUCAACACUGCAGACAAAUGUAAACUUAAAUUAGGGCUCGCUUUUGAGGGUGCUACUAUCUUUGACAGAAAUAGUCCACUAAUUAGGCACAGGAGUGGAUGUCCACCGCAAAAGCAAGCACUUGUAAUUGGGAUCAGAGGGAGAUAAGAGGUCACAUUACGGACAUGGAGGCCGGAUUUAACACUACUGCUGAGAACCACCACUCUUGUGACUGCUUCAACUGUAGUUAAAUGAUGUGAGGAAAUCCAGGCCAUGGUAGGGCUGCCAGGGAGAGCCCUCACUGCGGCUGUUGCACCUCAAGAGCAGCUCAGCAGUGGGCUUGUGCAGGUUCACAGAAGUGCACUACAGCAACCAAAGGAUGUAAAAGCAAUGGCAAAGCCUGCCCAGCUCAAGGCAAGGAGGUGCUGGGGGAACAUGGUGGGAAGAGGACACCCAGCACCCACUCCAGUGCCCUGCAGCUCCUCCCGCACCAGCAUACCUCACAGAGACCUCAAACCCAGCAUGAUGCAUGCCAAGCAGUGUAGCUAAGGGGCACGUUGGCAGAGAAGUGUUUGGUACUGGACACAUGGCAAAAGCAGCGACAGAGGGUGGUGUACCUUCACUGGGCAGCAUAAGGAUGGGGAUGGCCGAGGUGCAGCGGUGAAGCCAGCUGAGUGGGGUCCUCCUUCUCCAGCCUCCUUCCCUCCGCAAGGACAUCUUCCCUGCUGAUCCCUGUUGGGAGAGCCUCCGUGCCAGCAGCAUGUGUGCUGUGAGCUUCCACGGUCUUGUUUUCCAACUGCCUAGAAAAUAGUCAUGCAUCCAGCCUGAGCCACUGACCUUUCUUCUGCGCUGAGGCAGAAGUCGCUGUCACUCUGAUUAACUCUGCUAAUUCCACAGAACAAAAGGCAAGGAAACCUUCACGCUCAGCUCUCCUGACCCAUGCUGCUGAGCUGAUCAAAGGGCAAAGCUGCUGGAGCUGUGCUCUGACAGGGAGCCGCUCCCCCGCAUGUAUAAGGAUGAGGUGGUUAUCACAGUUUCAUCACCUACUGCAGCACAUAUGUGGGAGAGCAGAGAUGAGCUGGGUUUCCCAGGACAUGGAGCCCACAGUGGGGCUGGAUUUCAGAAGGGUUCUGCCUGUAGCAACAGGCACAGUGAUGGUUUUGGCUGGAUAUUCAAAGGACUUCAGCUCAGCAGCCAGUAUGACCCAACACGUCCGACUCUGAAUGUCUGCCUGAUUGUUACAGAGCCUAAGCGGGAGCUGAGCUCCUUUGAAAAUCCAGCCCUAAUUUAAUAGGACACGCUUGACUCAGACUCUUUGCAGACUCUGUGUGGCUGAUCUCAUCUCGUGACAUAAAUACACUGUCGCGCCAACACUGUGAGUCGUGGUGUCUCACUGCAGUCGUUCUGCGCCCUGCUCCAAGAUGGAUCGGAGGGUGGAUUUGAGGAGGAUGCAACACCUCCUGCUUUGGUUUCGAAGCCAAUCUCUAACAAGUAGGGAUAUCAGCAGGACCAUCAUGGGGCCUGGUAUCGAUGCCAGGCUGGCAGCUGGACUGUCUGGGCCACAGCCCAGGCGCAGUGUCAAGGCACAGGCCUGGGGAUUUCAAAACCCUGGUCUUAUCCCGGUGAGUUAAACUCAUCCACACAUCUCAUUUGUCCUGUGAGUCUGAAGGUCUUCUGUAGCAUGCCUGAACUUGCUCAUGCUGGCAAACAGCUCUGAGAUCUGCUGGGGAAAACCUGCCAAGUGUGAUAGAACUCGCUGUGCCCCUGUGAUGUCAGGUGGUGGUUGCGCAGGAGAAACUGCUUUGUGCUGUGUGUUUUUCUCCAGAGGUUGCUGGCAGGUCACCUCCUCCAUGCCCAGCAUGCCAGCACCGUGGGGCACUAACAUGUGCACUGAUACAGCCAAAAAAUACGGGCUGCGGCCAGGAUAACAGGCUAAAGCUGGCUCCAAAAUAUUGUUAAUGCUUCCUGUCCAGUUCUGCUCCAGUGAAAUCCAGUGUGACUCCAGUUUUGGGCUGGCAUGCCUGGCACAAGGGUCACUGGCAUCUCCAGCCAGCCUGUGCAUGCUGUCACAGGGCCACCAUACCCUGUGCUCUGUGCCCUGCCUCACUGCUGAGCACUGUGCUGGUCCUUGGAGCUGCUGCUUGUGCUGCAUCGCUUGUCAAGUCCAGAAGACCUUGGGUGCCCGUUUUCUGGCUUCUCCUGGGAAAUGCCUACCACAUGUACCCUGUCCUUCCCUUCAGAACAGUGGCUUUUCUCUAAUGAUUAAAAAGAGUUUGUGCUGGGGAGGAAAAAAGGCUAAUGAAAGGUUUGUUGAAA
Molecule: messenger RNA, 5150 nt
Organism: Strigops habroptila (Kakapo)
Lineage: Eukaryota; Metazoa; Chordata; Aves; Psittaciformes; Psittacidae
Gene: GLYCTK
Product: glycerate kinase
Exons: 8
Coding region: 1278-2798 (506 amino acids)
Biological process (GO): protein phosphorylation
Cellular component (GO): cytoplasm
Molecular function (GO): glycerate kinase activity
Source: RefSeq, a predicted model, not a curated record